Messenger RNA from Malaya genurostris, 1429 nucleotides. It is a transcript of the gene Dpit47, whose product is annotated as DNA polymerase interacting tetratricopeptide repeat-containing, protein of 47 kDa. NCBI's taxonomy places the organism in Eukaryota, Metazoa, Arthropoda, Insecta, Diptera, Culicidae. The transcript has 4 exons. Gene Ontology annotation, molecular function: Hsp90 protein binding. The coding region runs from base 131 to 1303 and encodes 390 amino acids. The record is from RefSeq and is a predicted model, not a curated record.
UAUUUGCUCUGUCUUUUCUUGUUUUCAUUUUUCAACCCUUGCAACGUGCUGGAUAUGUUCUAGUUUUAGAUUUGAAAAACCCCAAUUAACAGUUUAAAUAUUUCAAAUUCUCAAUAAUUAUUACAUAAAUAUGGAUAACAACAAGAAAGGAAUGUCGGAUGAAGAGCGCUUACAGCUAGCAACCAAACUAGACAAUGAACUAGAUCAGUUUAUAAAUUCGUUGGAAAAACGACGGUAUACCGAAGGAUGGCCCGAGGAUCGGUGGGAACAGGAAAUGGCUAAACACCCAUUUUUUAUGCAAAAACCACCUGAACCUGGCGAAGAACUAAGUCCACUCAUGGAAGGUCUACAACAACUGAAAUACGAUCCGGCGGAAAACACCGCUCAAGAGUUAGCUGACGCAUACAAAGAUGAUGGUAAGUUUUAUAUGCAACAUAAAAAAUUUCGCAUGGCCGUACUAAGCUACACGGAGGCCUUAAGUUUCGAUGCUACCAAUCCGGAAUAUAGGGCGGUGUUAUACAACAAUCGAAGUGCAGCUAACUUUUUCAUCAAAAAUUAUCGAUCGGCUCUGCUGGAUGCGCAAAAAGCGGUAGAAUUAAAACCAGACUAUGAUAAAGCGCGCUGGAGGGCCGCUCAAUGUGCUAGUUUGCUUAAUAAGUAUGAAGUUUGCGUUCUUCUGUGCGACGAGAUAUUAAAUAAAGACCCAAAAAACAAUCAAGCACUCGAACUGCGGAAAAGUACGCUUACUAAAAGGGCAGCCAAAGAACGUGAUAAUCGAAAAGCAGCACAAGAAGAGAGAUUGAAACAGGAACAGUUGGAAAGAACAAUUGAACAAAUCAAACAACGCGGUGUCAGGUUCGAAGAACCAGAUGCAUUAACUGAAGUGAAACUUCUGAAGCCUCGAUUGGUACCGCUCGAAGACUUUAUGGUGAAAGCUGACAGCAACGGUGUGUUGCACUGGCCGACAGUAUUCUGCUAUCCGCAGUUUCUGAGCACCGAUUUCCAACAACAGCUGUCGGAGGAAUGCACAAUGGAGGAAGUGUUAAUAAACAUGUACGAAGAACCGUUGGAAUUGGAUGAGGAGGGAGUGUAUGUUCCACACAAUUUAAACGUAUAUUAUGAGAAUCCACUAGCUGGAAGUGUUUAUAAAGUUGAUGUAAAAAAAACCAUCAAGGAUAUCGUUCGAGAGAAAACGUUCUAUGUGCGCGAUGGAACGCUUGCCUUUUUCGUUCUCCCGAAGGACUCAUCUCAUGAAAUGGAGUUUUUGAAUCAAAAACGAAUCCCGUUUAAAAAAACUUGUUAAACUAGCGUGUAUCGAGAGAUUAAAUUAACUUUUUCAAAGACUGCACAGAACGUUACGUUACGUAACGUUUUUUAAAUCUUAUGCACUCUAAGCCGCAUUUUACACCAAAUAAAUAUUAAAAAUAUU